AUGAACAACAACAAAAACGAUGUUGAUGAGGUUUUAAUCAAUGACUUGGCAUCUAACAGUAACAUCUACAGAAUGAAUAAGACCUUUAAUGACAGAAUUCAAGGUAAAAACUUUCGUUACAUCAACAACAACAACUACUACGUUAAUAACAACUAUACACGUGACAACAUUAUGGAGUUGAAUAACAGUAACAUUAACAACAAUGACAUCACCAACAACAACGAUAAUAAUAAUAACCACAACAGCAACAAAAAUAAUAACAAGAUAUUCAGAAGGAGUUGUACCGUACUUAAAUUCGAGAAUUUAGGCUUGAAACCGGAGCCAAACUUUUCUGGCAAGAUUAAAUCGGCCACAUUGAGAAAGAUUUCUAACAUUGGCGAACUUGGAAUUAGAAAUGAUGAAGAUGAUAACAAAAGGGAUAAUAAUAAUAAUAGCAAUAAUUUCCAUCAUCUUCUUCAUCGUCAUCGCCGUUCUUGUGGCGAUAUCGAUGAUAAGGAAUUAAUUCCCACCAUGAAGCUAUUAGAAAAUAGAAAAGACCCUUUGUCACUAAACCCGACUAAACAUUUUGAUAGCCCUGGUGAUGUUGAAUGCAAUAGUGACAAACCUCAUCAUAUGAGUAACAAAAAUGACAACAACAACACUGUUAAUAAAAACAAUAAUAAUAAUUGUAAUAAUAACAAUAAUGAUGGUGACAAUGAUAAUAAUAUCAGUAAUAGUAAUACUAAUGGUUAUUCAAUUAAUGAUAAUUUUUUAAGAAAGCCUCUUCCUAAUGGUAUCAAUCAUGAUAGUUUUGAUGUAUCUAGUAGAGAUUCACUUUUAAAAAAUCUUAUCCUUCCUAUAUCAACCACCGUAAUGUUGAUGACGUCAUCGUCGGCGUCAUCAUCAUCAUCGACAGCAAUAUCAUCUUCAUCCUCGUUAUUGUCGCCUUCCUUUGAAAUGGUCAAAUUGAAAUGCGAGAACCUGGUCAAGAUGAUGACCAAUGAUAAUAGCAAACAUUCUACUGACAAUAAUAAUGAUGAUAAAAACAACACGAACAUUAACUACCUCAACAACAACAACAGUGCGAUUAUCGACAACAACAUUAAUAACCAUAAAACAACUACUAAUAACAUCAACAACAACUCGUACAGCAACAUCACCAAUAACAUUUAUGACACUAAUAAUGCCAACAGCAAUUACGAUAUUAUCAACAACAACAAUGUCACUAACAACAAUAAAACUAUAAAUGACAUCAAUAACAUUAACAAGAUUUACAACAGUAUUAAUGCCAGCAACGAUACCAACAACUAUGAUAGUAACAACAGCAUUGAUAGUAGCGGUUAUAACGCUAAUAACAUCUAUAAUUAUUACACUAACAAUUUCAAUAAGAUUAACUUUCACAACUCACAUAACGUAGAUGGUGACAAUAACAACAACAAUGUAAACACUACAAACAUCAUUAAUAAUAACAACAAAAGCAUGAAAUCGCCUAACAACCAGUUAGAUUCAAACUACGGUAAAUUAGAUGAUUCACAACUCUCUGCUCCUAACUGGACCUACAACUGCAGUAAUUUAACCUACCAAGAUGAUGACGACGACGACGAUGAUGAUGAUGGAGAUUGUUAUUACUUAUAUAAUCAUAAGAAAAACAACAACGAUGAUGAUGAUAAUAAUAAUAACUGCUAUAUAAAUAAUCAUUUUGAUGUUUGUAGAACUAACGUAAACAAUAAGAACAAAAACAACAGCAACGAAAACUUUAAAAACAACGACAUCAACAGCUGCAACAACAAAGGCAACAAAGUGAUAAAUAGCGUUAAAGCAUUGAUAACAGAUAGUGAUGAAAAUAAUAAUAGCGCUAAUGAUGUCUCUACUGAUAAGGCUGUCGUUGCUACAGCUGAUAACUUGGGAAAAAUAAUUUUAAAUUAUGCUAAUAAUAAUAAUAAUAAUGAUAAUAAUAAUAAUAAUGAUAAUAGUAAUAAUAGUAAUACUACUAAUAAUAAUAGUAGUAGUAGUAAUGUGAAUAUUAUAAAUUUAGAUAAUAAUUUAAAUGUAAUUUGGGCACCGUCAUUAUCGUCAUCAUCACUAUCAUCACCGUUAUUAUCUGUAUCGUUAUCAACAUCUUCAUCAUCAUCAUCAUCGUCGUCGUCGUUGCGUACUACCUCGGCUGCAUAUCCGAAUGAUCGUCAGGAUGUGCUAGAUGCAUCUCAACGUACUUUCAACUUUAGAUCCGAUCAUGUGAAUAAUAAUAACAUUAAUAAUAAUAAUAACAAUAAUAAUUAUAAUAAUAAUCGCUAUCAUCAAUUGCACAACACUAAUGACAUCCAAGGGGCUACGAAUUCUUAUAACAGUCAAAGUGAAAAAAGCAAUAAGAGCAGUGAGAAUAAUAAUAUGAAUAAUAAUUACCAGUAUGACGUUUCUAGUAAAAGUUUAACGAAGACAACGAAAAGACGUUCAGGGAGUGAUCGUAACAAAAAUAAUGACGAGGACGACGACGAGGAUGAUGACGUAGAUGAUAAUGGUGGCAAUCAAGGUGAUGUUGAUAGUUACAGAAACGAUGAUGAUGAUAUGGACAAGGCUCUUUCAAAUUCUACCCUCUUACGAAGUAACUUCAGAACAAAAUCUAACGGUACCGUCAUAUAUAAUUGUGACGACGAUGGUCUGGUAGAUUUAAAUAUCGGCUAUAAAACAACAACAACAACAACAACGUCAUCGAUGACAUCAACAACAAACUCAACUUCUUCAACAACAUCUAGAACAUUCGCGAAAAAUAAAACAUCCGCAACAGCAGCAACGACACUUACAACAACCACACUAGCGGCUUCAAUAAAGUGUUCAUCUUCUUUAAAAGAACCAACAACAUUAUUAACAACAACUACUACAACUACAACAGCUACAACAACAACAUCAGCUACAGCAACAACGUCAGCUACAACAACAUCAUCGACUAGUUUAUGUUUAGACGAUUACAAACUCUUAAACCAACGAUUAUUUAAUCAGCUAAGGUGGGAUGUUAUACAAAGAAAUGUUGAUAUUAUGGAUAGCUCUAUUAACAGUUUUAGCAACAACAACAACAAUUAUAAUAAUAAUAACAUUACUAACCAUUACUACUAUAACAAUAUUAGCAUCAACAGUCUUGAUUACAUUAACAGUAACAGCAGUUACAUCAAAAAUUAUCAACGACUCAGCAACAACAACAAUAAUAUUAACAACAAUACAAAUAGUCAUAAUAAUAAUAGCAACAACAACAGCAACAACAACGCCAACGUGUUCUGUGGUUACGAUAACAUAAAUUCUAGAAAUCUAGCUAGUGAUAAUAACUCCGCCCUUUGUAAAGACUAUACUGCCAAUACAUUAAAUAACGUAUGUAUUUAUAAUAAUAAAAAUAACAACAACAAUAAUAACAACAAUAAUAACAAUAAUAAUAACAAUAAUAAUAAUAAUGGCCAAAGUAAUUACUUUACCCUAGAGGCUUAUAAUAAAUGCUACGAUGAUAAUUAUGAUGAAAACUAUCUCGCUAACUAUAAUUUGAAUUAUGAUUUCGAUAGGGAUGAUUCUGUCCGCCAAAAACACAAUAACAACGUCAAAAGUAACAUAAUAAUAAAUAAUAAUAAUAAUAAUAACAUUAAUAAGAAUAUUAAUAAGUAUAAUAAUAUUUGUAAUAAUAAUCCUAAUGGUGGUGUUAAAAAUAGCUAUAAUAACAAUACACUGAGUCGUUCAUUUUAUAGCACCAGUAACAACAACAACGGCAAUAACAACAAUAGCAAUGACAUCAACAGGAACACCCAUAUAUUCAGUACAUUACCAAGAAGGAACAGAUUAAAUGAACAAACAACAACACCAAACGCAACAAAAAACAAUAGCAUGAAUACGUCUCUUAUAUCUUGGUUGAAGCAAUCAUCGUCGUCGUCUUCGUCGUUGUUAGCAACUCCGUCGUCGUCAUCAUCACCAUUAAUAACGCCAUCAUUAUCAUCGAAAUUAUCAUUAAAUUCUUGUAGCAACAAAAAAGUUCGACAUCUCAUUGACGCGUACAAAUGUAAACAAGUCGAAAAACUAAAUAUAAAUAAUGGUGGUUGUAAGGUUGACGUCAUCCUGAUGAACAGCAACAACAAAUUUAACACCAUCGCUGGUACCAGAGGUAGAAUUAAAUCAGGUGAUUUGGCCGUUACAUAA
This is a messenger RNA of Helobdella robusta, 4149 nucleotides long. RefSeq lists its product as hypothetical. The transcript has a single exon. The record is from RefSeq and is a predicted model, not a curated record. Lineage: Eukaryota; Metazoa; Annelida; Clitellata; Rhynchobdellida; Glossiphoniidae. The coding region runs from base 1 to 4149 and encodes 1382 amino acids.